AAAAAAAAUUAUGGCGUUUUAAGAGUUGCUAUGUCGAUUGAAAAGCUUUAUUUUGGCCUUUACUUUUAUUUUUGUAAAUUUUAAUAUUCAAAUUUAUAUCUGGAUAGUUGAAAAAUCAGUGGUUGAAACACCUGUCGAGUGAUCAACUGUCAAAAUGACAUUGACGUAACCUCAAAAAAUUGUGUUUUGGAUUUGGAAAAGUUAUUUUUCCUCUUAGAAAAUCCACCAUGAGGGGGCUUUUCUGGAAAGCGAUGGGUUCGGUGGGUUACGUAAUUCAGUAUGCGUGUGUGGCUCACUGCACUUUUGAAUAUUUAGGCGAUUUUGUUUUGUGUUCAGGGCCUUCAAUGGAACCAACAAUUUAUUCGGACGAUAUUUUAUUAACUGAACAUAUCAGUGCUAGAAUGAAUAGAAUAGAUAGGGGAAAUAUUGUUAUAGCUAAAUGUCCUUCUAACCCUAAGCAAAAUAUCUGUAAAAGAGUGGUGGGAUUACCUGGGGAUAAAAUUCGAAUUGGUUUUAACAACUAUGAAAUUGUGCCGAGGGGUCAUGUGUGGUUGGAGGGCGACAAUUCUGGUAAUUCUUCUGAUUCUAGAAAUUAUGGACCAGUGCCCCAAGGGCUAAUUCGAAGUAGGGCCGUGUGUCGAGUGUGGCCUCUAAAGGACAUAAAGUUAUUAACUAACUAAUUACUAAUUAACUCUUAUCCCAGUAGCCAAUAAUAAUACCAAUUAGAAAAAUAAUUGUUAAAAUCUGUGAUUCGUUGAUUUGUAAAUUUUAUAAAAAUAAAUAAACGAAAAUAUAA
Tribolium madens (black flour beetle) is the source of this 796-nucleotide messenger RNA. Its product is annotated as mitochondrial inner membrane protease subunit 1. Lineage: Eukaryota; Metazoa; Arthropoda; Insecta; Coleoptera; Tenebrionidae. Gene Ontology annotation, molecular function: serine-type endopeptidase activity. Bases 228 to 680 code for a protein of 150 amino acids. The transcript is spliced from 2 exons. Gene Ontology annotation, cellular component: mitochondrial inner membrane peptidase complex; membrane. The record is from RefSeq and is a predicted model, not a curated record.